AUGGAGAAGGGAACCCAAGGGACCAUAGUUCUGAGAAAAAACGCAAAUGGAGAGUCAGAAGAAGAAGAAGAACAAGUGGCGGACUUGAGUGGUCAGGUGCACCUGCUCCCUUGCUCCAUCAAAUACUCUGGCCCUUCCUCCGUUUCCCACUACUUCAAAACCAAACCCACCGGAAUUGAGUCUGAGGGUUUAAAGACGCAGGAAGCUAAUUUCAGGGGAAGGAAGUUGCAAGGAGCCUCCAUUCCCAUCCCAAAUGGGUAUUCUGGAUUUGUUCUAGGGAAGAAGAGUCUUGGCAAGAGAAAAGCCAAUACUACUGAAGGGAACUCAAACUGUUGGGAGAUGAAUGCGAAAUAUAAAAGCAUCACAUAUUGGAAUCAUGACAGCCUCCCUUCACAGGAUGAUGCAUUCUUACGUUGUUUUCACUGGCUUUCUGUAGCAAAAUCUAUGCACGAACCAGCAACAGCGGAAGAUUUGGUUUCUGCAUCCGCUGCUUUGGAAAAGAUGAAGUGA
Molecule: messenger RNA, 510 nt
Organism: Prunus armeniaca (apricot)
Lineage: Eukaryota; Viridiplantae; Streptophyta; Magnoliopsida; Rosales; Rosaceae
Source: the annotation of a GenBank genome assembly